GACUGUUAUUUCCAUCUCGACUGAUCGAAUUUACUUGUUCCGAUUCCCUUUAAGGGUGGAACGUCUGGAACGAAGCCGGGUUCAGGCGCAGUCAUUCGAAUCGGAGAGCGCUGGAUGACCCGGAAGAGAUUCUUCCUCCCGGAAGUCCGGCGUUCCCUGUCAGCAGUGACUGAGGGGAUGGCUGCCGAGCCUCGACCAAAGCAGCUCCAGUCUUUCCGCCCGGGCCGCUGACUCAACAAAGGGACCACCGCUCGCCCACCCAGGGGAAAAGCCGCAGCCGAGUAUGGCGGAGUUAGUGGCUGGGGAGGGGCAGCCACGAGGCCGCACGCCCAGCCCGCUCCCAAUCUCGGGGCCGCCGAGCCCUCGGCCAGCUGCGGCCCCCGCCUGUCCCGCGCGGAGUCCGGAGCCUCCGCCGCCCGAGAAAGCCGCGGCGGGGAGCGGCGGCGGCGGCUCCAAGUGGGUCCGGCUCAACGUGGGCGGCACUUACUUCGUGAGCACCCGCCAGACCCUCUGCCGCGAGCCCAAGUCGUUCCUCUGCCGCCUCUGCUGCCAAGAAGGGCCCGAAUUGGGCUCGGACAAGGAUGAAACAGGGGCAUAUCUCAUUGAUAGGGAUCCCACAUAUUUUGGUCCAAUCCUGAACUACCUCCGGCAUGGAAAACUCAUAAUAAACAAGGAAUUGGCAGAAGAAGGCGUCCUGGAAGAAGCUGAAUUUUACAACAUUGCAUCUCUAGUGAGGCUGGUGAAAGAGCGAAUACGAGACAACGAAAGCAGAACUUCUCAAGGACCUGUCAAGCAUGUUUACCGAGUUCUGCAGUGCCAAGAAGAAGAACUCACCCAGAUGGUGUCUACCAUGUCUGAUGGAUGGAAAUUUGAACAGUUAAUUAGUAUUGGAUCUUCAUACAACUAUGGAAAUGAAGAUCAGGCAGAAUUUCUCUGUGUUGUAUCGAGAGAGCUCAAUAAUUCGACCAAUGGCAUUGUCAUAGAGCCUAGUGAGAAAGCAAAGAUUCUUCAGGAGCGAGGAUCACGGAUGUAAUCCAAGCAUCUAACUUUAAAACUCCCAGAUGUUAAAAGAGCAACUUAGCAGGGCAGAGCAUUUCUCCUGCAGUCCAACCUUGCUUUUGUACAGUAAUAAAACUAACACAAAGCAAAGCUGAGCCUGUCCUGCCAAUGGAGAAUUAAAUCCUGUUAAAAACCAAAGGCUCAUCCCACCCCAGUCACAGAAAGCUAAGAGAAAAGAAGAGAAUCUUCCAGCUGGAGAGCGCCUUUGCUUUUUUUUUCCUUGCUGUCUUGGCAUUGACACAUGUUUGGGGGAUAUAUAUAUAUAUAUAUAUAUACACAUUUAUAUUUAUAUCAUCACAGGCCUGGAUAAAGAGCAGACUUUUGGUUUCACACUGCUAUUUCUAAUGCUUCAGUUAGAAAAACUGUCCUAGUUAGAGUCAUUCAGGUCCAGGGAAAAUAGCUUUGAAAAUGAAUAAUUAAAUAUUUUUUCUUCCAUUUUCAUUCACCAAUUUUUUUUUUAAUAUGUUACUAGUUCAGAAAGUUGAGUGAGGGAUGUGGUUUAGCUGAAGGUUUUUCUUCUGAUAACACUACAAAUCUAACUGUAGGCAUUUCUUGCAGUACAGUUUGGUCAGCAUUCUUCAUGCUUUUAAGGUGUCCAAUUACCUGUGAUAUUUAGAUUCUGUCAUAUUGUUUCUUAUUCUCUGUGAAAGGAGAGGAAAGAAGGACGCUUAUACCCCAUUUCUCUCACCAAAGCAGAAUGUGUCCUUUGGGUUAUUUCAAACAGUUCAUUGAUCUGGAAGAUUUGUUCCUGCCAAGUUCAGCUUUGCCUUGUCUUGAAUAGCAUGAAACUAUUCCCUUGUUCUCUUGAUGUCCUGCUUUAAAGCAGGUUUUCAUUUGUACUCUGGUUAUCAACUCUUACCUAGUACAUUCUGGAAUAGAGAGUCUUUUAUUUACACAUUAUGAUUCUGUGCUUUAAAUUUCUUGUCCCUCCUUGUGUCCUCUCACCCAAAAUGACUAAAGGGCAUUGCACAGGUUGGGGAGGGUGGGUGGGGCAGGGAGGUGUAAAAUGAUGACAGUUGCCAAACUAUUGUGAUGUUUCUUGUCCAAAGUGAUUCGUGAACUUCUGUAUUUUUUUUCUGUUGGAAUGCCUUGAAUGGAAGUAACAAUGUUGUGCCUCUCUGAAUUCUAAUCUUAGACAAGUGGGACUUGCUGAUUUUGUCAAUUAAUUUGUGCCAUCCCUAAUCAGUGAAAUGCCCCUUCUAGUUGUGGGUAAAUGGAAUUCCUGGCUUUGUUUCUUGUUAGUCAACUUUGGCUUCUUGGCCUUUGAAUUAAGCCCUGAGCAUAAUGAGCCAAAGUAUCAAAGAAACUGCAGUACUUUGGUUUUCCCUAGGCAAUAAUUGAAGCUCCCAUGUUAGUCAGUAAUCGGAGUAGGAUCCUUUAUAUUCCGAUUGGUUUGCUUGGAAUUGCUCAGCAAAGAGUUGCACUCAGUGUCUUUUUCAUGUUUUAUGGUGUGUGGUAAUGAGGCUUCCCCUUUUAUUUCUUUCCAGCAACAAAAGGAAUGGUAACAAAGAGGAUAGGGAAUGGUUACCAAAAGCAUGGAAGAUAUAAUGCAGAUGAAGCAAAAAUAUUUUAAAAUGACAUUUAACAGGGUAUCAAAUUAUCCUGCUCCACAUUCUCCAUUAAUCUUCAGUACUUGUGUACAUAUAUCACUGAGCUUCCCCACCAUUUUGCCAACAUACCUCCAGUGAUGUUUUGAUGGGUUAGAGCUUGAAUAAUGUGCUUUAUUCAGUCCCUGUAGCAACAGACUGUACCAAAGGUCUUGAGGUCAGCUUCUGGCUGCUAAACUCAACCAGUUUCAUACUCUGUGGAACUCAAACAACUUUCUUGUCCUUCUUCAUCCUUCCUGUUUGUAACGUAUUGGUAUCGGCAUGGUCAGACAGUGUAUGUCAUGGCUGGAUUUAACUAACACUGUGAUGUGUACAUAAAUCUAUGAGUAUCUUGUUCUUUCAGCCGUUAUCAGUGUAUGUCCACAGCUGAGAAAUAACCAGGUGUGUUUGUGUGUGUGUUGUGAGGAAGUAUAAGAACCACAGGUGUAUUCUCAUAAUCUCUUCUUCCAAGGAAGGGAGAUUGUGGUGACAUGAACUAGUUGAAAGAAAAAAAAUCAGAGAAUGCUGCCAAGAAUAGCUGCCAUUUCCAACUUGGCCUAACCCAACUCAUUCCCCACCUUGCUGGGCACGUAGCAGUGUUAGGUUUGCUUGGAAGCAGAUCUUAACUGUGUAGCUUUAGUAAACUAAAACAAAUACCUCAUUGAUUUAUGUUAUGAUCACCAGAAACACCAUGCAUGGGGAAGCCACAUUAGAAGAGUGCCUGAUGUCAAAUUAAUGAACUGGUAAAAGUAAUUUUAUUUCGUUGUACGUAUAGGUGCCAUUAAAAACAGCUCCAUUUAAAUCUGGAAUAAAAUCAGAUUUGAGAUGAGGCUGCUCUGUUACAGCAAGAUUUGAGCUAAAUGUAGAAAAAACAGUGUUUCUGCUGAAUAAAUAGGGCCACCCUCUUGUUCACUUGCUGCUGACAAGUUGUGAGAGGUUUCCAGCAAAUUUAGUUUUUUUGUUGGAACAUGAGUACCUUCUCUUUUCCUUCCCUUGUUAAAUAUUUCUGGUUAUGGUUUGUGGGACCCACCCUGAAAUGAUGAGCAGUUUAGUUGGAGA
This is a messenger RNA of Notechis scutatus (mainland tiger snake), 3704 nucleotides long. It is a transcript of the gene KCTD2, whose product is annotated as potassium channel tetramerization domain containing 2. Gene Ontology annotation, cellular component: cytoplasm; Cul3-RING ubiquitin ligase complex. Gene Ontology annotation, molecular function: cullin family protein binding. The record is from RefSeq and is a predicted model, not a curated record. NCBI's taxonomy places the organism in Eukaryota, Metazoa, Chordata, Lepidosauria, Squamata, Elapidae. Gene Ontology annotation, biological process: proteasome-mediated ubiquitin-dependent protein catabolic process; protein homooligomerization.